AUGGACCCAAAUAUAGGUGAUUAUAAAGCAUCCGCGGGGGCGCCAUAUCCGGGACCUCCUGGAAUGUAUAGCACAACACUGAUGGAGUCUAUACACGGCGGACAAGCUCCAGUCCCAGUUCCAGGGCAACAUACAGCUUCUGGGCCAUCAUACUAUCAAAAUGCCCCAAAUAUUCCCUACUAUUUCAAUCCUCAACAAUCUUCACAACAACAGCAAGCUGGUCAUGGCCAUGGCCCUGGUCCUGGUUCAUCAACGGGUCAGCCACCAGUUCAAGGACUGGCACCACUUCCACCACCGCAGAUUCCACCGCCACCUCCACAGCAACAACAACAACAACAACAACAGAUUUUCACCAGACAUCAGUCACCAUCAACAACAUCUCAAUCCAAUAUACAAGGACAAGAACAACCAUAUCCCACUUAUGGUGCUGCUACACAAUAUUAUCAACCCGUUACAUCUAAUCGUAUGAUCCCACAACAGCCUACAACACCGUUUCCUCCACCUCAAAGACAAUACCCUCAACAACAACAACAAUUAAUGCAACAACAGGAACGGACUCCAGUAAGCUCUAAUCAAUCUGGAAUCCAAGAACAACCGAAUAUGAAAAAGCGAUUGCAUUCCAACGCUACAGGCCCAAACACAUCAAGGGUUGCCGCAACGUACCCAAGGAAACGUGCAUUGACAGCAUGUGACACUUGUAGAUUUAAAAAGAUAAAAUGUGACAAUGAUAGACCACGAUGUGGUUCAUGUGUGAAGAGUGGAAAUGAAACUUGUCAUUACCGUAUUGAUGACCAAUCAAGAGAUUAUUCGACGUUUGAUGCUGCAUCAUUGAAUAUUUUGACUAAAUUGGAUACAGUUCUACAAGAUUUAAAGGAAAUCAAACAGGAAAAGACAUCGAUCAUAAACUCACGUAAUCGAAAGGGCUCCCCAACUGUAAAGUAUCAGUUUGAUAAUUGUUUCUGGGAUAUGGGAGCUACCAAUGUAUUAGAUUGGAACUACUUUCGGAAAUGUACCGGUGUGCCAGAGAAGACUUUACGGGAAGAUAGAAAGAAAUUACUCAAUGGAUUCAGCAAAAAUAAUUUAGAGACUAAUAUAGGAACCGUUGAAGAAAAGAUUAAAGUAUUUCAAGCUAUUGACAAAUUCAUCACUGAAAAUCAUAUGGCAAUGACCCAUUCAUAUCUUUUGAAUUUCAAUACCAAGGCUCCUAUUAUUGAUGUACAAAUCCUUCUAGAGUAUGUUGAAUUUUUCCAAAUGUUAUUUAAAGUCAUGCCUGGUAUGUCAUUUUUGAAUUACGUUGAGAGUGUUCAAAAUAUUCCCAAAGAUGAAUUUGAUACUUAUACCCCAAUAGAAUUCGAACUUGCAUUAUCCAACGUUAAUGUUAAGAAUAAAUCAUUUUAUCUUCGUACAUAUACCAAGUAUUGUGAUAGAAUCCCAAGUGCACUCAUGGUUUUGGCAAUUGGAACCCUCUCUACAUCUAUGCAAUUGGAGAAUAUUGCCAAAUUUUCUACUUCAUUAGAAGAACGGACAAAUGUCACGACUGGUUGUUUGUCAGAGGAUGGGUUAUUUGAUAAACAACCAGAUAAUUUACCUCGUGAUCGUGGCAAGAUAUCAAUAUAUAUCGUACAAUAUGCUGAGUAUUUGUACAGUAUGUUUCCUAAUAGCAUGCUUUCAACUGAAUUUGAAGUGGCUAAAUACGAGAUUUUGAAAAGUCAAUAUUAUUUAUGUACUUUUAAUGUUCUUGAUGCAUUUAAGCAGAUAUCACGAGCUUCUCACAACCUUAUGUUUUAUUUAAACAGUACCAGGGAGACGGUACCUUUAGAUGGUGAUGAAGAUUCCACUUGUGAAGAGUUUGUUGACCAAGAGCGGGCUCAACAACAAACUUUAGGGGAAGAAGCUAAGGCAAUUGAUGAUUUGAAAGAAAAUGAGGGAAACAUACUCGGGAAAGAGACUGAACUUGAUCUUUCGACCAAAAACGAAGUAAAUGAUACUAAUAUCGAUACAACGAUAGAUAUGAAUGUCACUAAUAAAGGAUACUCACCAAUUGUAUUGAAGAGGCAAAAGGGAUCCGUAGAACGGGUAUUUUGGAUAUGUUUAAAACUUGAGUCUGAGAUUAGAGCGGAAUUAUCUCCAAAUAUCCCUCUUUCAGGGAUAACCAAGUUCCCUCCUCCUAGUUCAUUACCAUCAAUACCUUGUAACCAAGAUUUGGACCUUCUUCUUCAAGAUAAGAAAUUUAUGGAAACCCAUUCUGAAUCUGCAGUUAGACUUGCUGCAAGAUUUGAAGAUGAAGAUUCUUGGUACUAUUUUCUUACAGAAAUUGCAGUACGAAAAGUUGAUAAUAAAAUGUAUGAUGAAGUAUUCUCUCACGAUAAUAUCACUAAUAGUACAUGGGAUACUGAAGAGUUUGCCAAUGAAACGUUGUGGGUCACUUUUAUUAAAUAUUGGAAUCAAUAUAAUGGGAUCAUCAAUUCUUUGGCUCCACAUAUUCGUGAAUUUAUCCUCCAUGAAACAGAUGUACAACAGGCACAUAAAAGAGUUAAGAAAAUGUAUUUGCAUCGUAAAAGCAAAAUGGAAGAUGAAAAAAGUGUCACUCUGAUAGAAUCAGACGAUAGAAAAAUGAAUGUGCCACUGAAAACGAAUGAUAUUGGGACUGGUGGAGACUUUAGAUCAACUUUUGAUGAUUUGGAUGAUUUUGCCCUUGAAGAUGAAAUACCACUUCACUCGCAGUCUGAAUCAAUAAUGUUCAUCAAGACUAGAAUUCUUACAUCUAAAUUAGUCUUAAUUCGACCAAUUGUCUAUCUAAUUUUAGAGGAUAAAAUUGAAUUUCAAGACUUAUUAUUAGUAAUCAUUGAGGUUAUGGAAGAUCAAAUUACUGGAAGAAUACCUGUUGGAUGUCAAGAAUCUCCAGCAUCUCUGAUCAGUUUUGAUAGUACUCCUCAAUUUAAAGGUGGAUAUAGGAAUUAUGCGAAUGCUCCACCAGUGUAUCAAAGAGAGUAUCCAGAUGAAGAUUUUUCUCAAUUCAUAUUCCCAGAGAGUGAUGAUUCAAGUCUUUCAUCAGAUGAUAUUCCAGAAAUAAAACUUAAAGAUGUACCUGGAGCUAAAAUACGAAUUUUAAAAGUAUUUAUGAAGAAUUUAAUAGCUAUGCCAAAGCAAAACAUUGCAAACUUGGCUUCUCAUAGACACGCAGGUCUGUGGUAUGUGUUGAGAAAUUCUUUCCUUGGACAUGUAAUUGAGUUUUUGUUAUAUAAAAAGGUUCAUGAAAUGCUCGCCAAGGCAUCUGAGGACGAGUAUUUCAAAGAGUAUCUUACUAAUAGGGAAAAUCCCAUCUCACCCGAAGGUGUUUUGGGAAUCAUUAACAUGAUUUUGUCAAAGGAAAGAAUUCAAGCUUCUUUGGAACAUUUACAAGUACUCUUUGAGUAUUGGCAACAUGAAAGUAGCGAUUGUAAAAUUUAUCAAAACUACAUAUCGAUGUGUUUGAACAAUUUAUGA
[Candida] anglica is the source of this 3486-nucleotide messenger RNA. NCBI's taxonomy places the organism in Eukaryota, Fungi, Ascomycota, Pichiomycetes, Serinales, Debaryomycetaceae. The record is from the annotation of a GenBank genome assembly.